UUUACGGUUCGUACCGUUAGUACGUUUUCGACAACUGAAUACACGUAGUACGGUACCGGUAUGGUAAUAGUUGGAAUAUCGUACGGUAGAACGGUAUCAAAUAGCACGAGGAUUGCUCGAUCAGCAUCAACGUCGGCCAUCUUUUGUUAGGUACUCACAAACUCUAGUCUCGCUGCCAAACCAGGCCGUUCUUUCACCAAUCCACCCACGGGAUAUAGAGGAAUCGACUAGCAAGAGAGACAGGUAUUUAGUCGURAGGGCAACAGCAAUAUCUGAAAAUACCAUACGGAUCAGCCACCAGGGAAACGAAACAUUCCAACUAGUACUAUGAAACGAUUCGCAAGUUUAUCGGUCUUGGCGGCCUUCUUGGGAUUGGUGACGAGCCCCUUCGCGAACGGAUUUUCUUUAGCCACCCCACACAGAGCGGUCGGCGCACCAUUCCAGCUCUUUCAGCCCCGGGCCUCGUCGACGAGCCUUACCACGCCCUUGUCUGCCUCCAGUGGCGACGCGACCGCAAGCGACAAAUCACCAGCGGCUUCCAAGGAAAAAAAAACKUGGAAAGAACUGCGAGAAGAGGGCGGCCCGUUCKCUAUCAACACACCCAUUGGAGCUCUGAAUCCGUUUGCGUUAUAUUAUUUUUUUGUGUCGAUUGCGCUAGGAAUCCCGUGGUUCAUCCUUGCUUCGACCUGCCAACUGUUGUAUAAGAUAACCGGCAACCGAUUCGAUCCUGGGGUACGUGUGCGCGGCAACGAGGUAUUUGAUGCGACACAAURCGGUGCGGUCCGAUCGGAGGUUAGGCACAUAGUUGGAAACAACGCCUCRCCUCUUCGAGAGAGCCACGGAWUAUCAAUGGGGUCAACUUUUCGUCCAAUGCGAUAAGUGGAAAUCCUCUUGUUCCAAUAGCUGUGGUACCGUCRUCACUUCCGUUUUCGUUGUGCAAUGCUUGUGCUCCGCACGACGUAUGCGUCUUGUGUCUCUUCGUUCGGGAAAUAUCUCACCUGMUGAACCCGUCUAUUUUCUAUUCUUGUCACCAMUUUUUUACUUACGCACCGCAGAGACGCGUUCCCAUCUUCGUUGGCCAUUGCUGGGGUAUGGCACUCAUGAGACUGACUAGGUGUUAUCCUAAGAUCCACAACCGUGAAUACAUCWCCGAGUUUUUCAAGAACAAGAAUGCGGAGGGAAAAGAGCCAAACGCAAUGUUCGUCGCCAACCACUGCAGCUGGAUGGACAUUCCUUUCUUGGGAGCUGUCAUGGGAUGGAGAAACUACAAAAUUGUUUCGAAAAAGGAACUUGGAAUUGUUCCGAUCCUAGGAACCGCUCUGCGAGCCGGUGGCCACAUCAUGGUCGAUCGAACCGAUCGACGAUCGCAAAUCAAAACUCUGAAACAAGGGAUUAAUUACUUGAAAAAGGUGCGUGUGUACGAUGGCUGCCACUGCGUAAUGCGUACCGCUUGAUGCUUGGUGUUUUCACCGUGUCAUUGGUCACGGURUGAUUUGAGAUCAACAUAUCGUCUCGUGCCUGCUCCGAAUCUUGUGUUCUGCGUUCUCACUUAGACAUCGCAUAUUGUAUGAAACAAUACUCGURUGCAAAUUUCGAUUGACGCAGGACGGAUUUAAUCUCGCCACCUUCCCCGAGGGAACUAGAUCUCGAUCGGGCCGCAUGAUGAAGUUCAAGGCCGGGGCCUUCAAAAUGGCCCACAAGGCGGGAGCACCGGUCRUUCCUAUUUCGAUCGUACAUUCCRACAAGGUUAUGCCCACCGGCUGGAUGAUGGCUAUGAGACCGGCCUGGGGACUCGCAGAAGUCGUUGUGCACCGACCAAUUGCAUCCGAUGACAAGACCGAAGAAGAACUCGUGGAAGCGGUUCGAAAGAGCAUGAUUGACGGCCUCCCCGACGACCAAAAGCCCGUAUGAGAUGAACGAUGACCAACGCUAGAAAGAAUAUGAAAGUAGUGUUACUCCUUAACAUUUUCAAGGUUGCAGGAACCGUGAUUUUCUACUUGACUCYUAUGAUUUAGUUGAUUUGGGGUGUGUACAUACUAGUUCGCCAACUUGAUUACCGCCAUCAUCUAGUGAAAAGCAGUUCUUUUUUUUGUCUGAGACGAUGCCAGUGAUUACGAAGUGGUGUAGGAGGAAGACAUAUAGAUAGGUUGGUAGUUAAAAGUGUA
Pseudo-nitzschia multistriata is the source of this 2165-nucleotide messenger RNA. The record is from the annotation of a GenBank genome assembly. Lineage: Eukaryota; Bacillariophyta; Bacillariophyceae; Bacillariales; Bacillariaceae.